This is a messenger RNA of Camellia sinensis, 822 nucleotides long. NCBI's taxonomy places the organism in Eukaryota, Viridiplantae, Streptophyta, Magnoliopsida, Ericales, Theaceae. The record is from RefSeq and is a predicted model, not a curated record.
AUGGGCAUGGAAGAUGUGUACCAAGCCACAAGUUCUGGCCAGCUUCCCCAGCCAGUAGUCCUAGAGGAAGAAGGAGUAGUUGUGUCCUAUACAGAGGGUGGUGGGGCAAAGGAAGAAGCAGUUGUGUCCCAUGCAGAGGAUGGUACAGAGACAGGACGAGUGACAACUAAGAGUGAUGUGUACAGCUUCGGAGUGAUUCUAAUGGAGCUGAUUACAGGAAGAAAGGCACUAGAUCAGACCCAGAAGGAGGAGAGUGUUCAUCUCGUCACAUGGUUCCGCAGAAUGCAUAACAAGAAGGACACAUUCCGGAAGGCUAUUGACCCAACAAUUGAUCUUGAUGAAGAAACGGUUGCCAGUGUCAGCACUGUUGCUGAGCUGGCUGGACACUGCUGCGCAAGGGCUUCAUCUCAGAGACCUGACAUGGGUCACGCCAUCAACGUACUCUCAUCUCUCACCGAGCUUUGGAAACCAUCAGACCCUGAUGCUGAUGACAUUUAUGGAAUCGACUUUGAUAUGACGCUGCCACAAGCAGUCAAGAAGUGGCAGGCUCUGGCUACGUCUUCAUCAGCUUUACUUGGCAGCGGUGACAAUAGCCAAUCGGUCAUUUAAGGGUUCAUUUGCAUCUGCAGAUGGGAGGUUAGAGACUAACUGAAAAAAACAAGACUGCAGUGUGAGUAGAGUUAUUAUUGAUGGAUGGUUCUUGUUGAGAUAUGUUUGUUCAUUCUCCAGUGGGUUGUUGAUUUAAUCUUUGAACAACUUUUUUUACUUUUCUUUUGUUAUAUGUUCUUAAAAGUCUUGGAAAUGCAUAUAAAUAAAUUAUUA